This is a messenger RNA of Brenthis ino (lesser marbled fritillary), 1182 nucleotides long. The record is from the annotation of a GenBank genome assembly. NCBI's taxonomy places the organism in Eukaryota, Metazoa, Arthropoda, Insecta, Lepidoptera, Nymphalidae.
AUGGCGGACGCUGAGCAGAAUUUACGCGAGAUUUUAGACAAAAUAUUGGAUGAAGAAAAAUAUUGUCCACGAGAAAUAAAGAUUCAAGCUAUAACUUCUGGUGGUGCGAAUUAUACUUCAGCUAUAUUUUUAGUGAAGGUAACAUCUCCGAACCGCGAUGAUUUGAAUUUAUUCGCGAAAGUGGCGAUGGUGAGUGAGGUUAUGAGGACACGAUUGAAUAUUGAAUGGCUAUAUGAUACAGAGAAAUUCGUCUACACAAAACUUGUAAAAGUCUACAAAGAUAUUGAAGAAAAACUCAAUGUUCCUCAAGAAUAUAGAUAUGUCUUCCCAAAAUGUUACGGCUGCAACGCAGAACACGGUAAAGAGAUCGUUGUUAUGGAAAAUUUAAUUGAAGACGGUUACAAAUCGUACAACCGAUUUAAAUCAAUGGAUUGGGAGCACGCUAGUAAAGGCGUAGAAAAUUUAGCCAAAUUUCACGCUUUAUCCUUCGCUUUCGCUAAAUAUCAACCUGAAGAGUUCCAACAAGUGGCUGAAGAUAUUCGAUAUAAAAUUGCUCAAAAACAAAGUGAAGAACCAAAUGGAAUUAUGGCGGGAAUAUGGGAUAAAAUGGUAAACAAUGCAGUAUCUGUAAUUAAGGAAGAUCAAAGAGAUGCUGUGAAAAAAUUCUUUGAUAGUAAUAUUCAGUUGCAUGAAUAUAAUAGAGCACUCGGAAAGCCCGUCAUCGCACAUGGGGAUUACAGGAUGAGCAACCUUUUAUUUAAAAAGCAGGAUAAAGAGUUCAAUGCCAUCGCGGUGGACUACCAGACAGUCCACGCAGGCAAUCCAAUUACCGAUCUUUUUUACUUUAUCUUCUUGGGUUCAGAUGAAGAGUUCAGGAAACAGCACUACGAAGAACUUCUGGAUCAUUAUUACAAAAGUUUAGUACAGGCCUUAGAGAGACUUUCUGUAGAUCCUGUAGAAGUUUAUCCAAGGAACAAAUUUGACAGUGAUUUGAAAGAGAUACUACCAUACGGCCUCCUGCUCGGAGCAGCACUCCUGCCCAUCGUCACUGUAGAGGCAGAAUCUGCUCCGAAAUUGGACGGAACUACAGAUGUACACGAUUUCCUCAUAAAAUCUAAUGACCUGUAUGCAUCGAGAUUUAGCGGAAUUGUCAACGAUUACAUUGCUUGGGGAGUGAUUCAG